Messenger RNA from Talaromyces stipitatus ATCC 10500, 843 nucleotides. RefSeq lists its product as uncharacterized. Lineage: Eukaryota; Fungi; Ascomycota; Eurotiomycetes; Eurotiales; Trichocomaceae. The coding region runs from base 1 to 843 and encodes 280 amino acids. Gene Ontology annotation, molecular function: acyltransferase activity. The transcript is spliced from 2 exons. The record is from RefSeq and is a predicted model, not a curated record.
AUGGAGCAUGCUUUGCUCGAUGGCACCUCUACCAAUCCGCUGAAAUCAUUCCUCAUCGAAGGAGUCAAAGAAGAACAAGAUUUUAUAGCUCGUCAGAAAGACGGCCAAAACGGAGUUACGGCAGGGCCCAUGGAGUGGCUGCCCGUAAUCACUGACUCUGUUAUUGAUGGACGUGUUUCGGCAAUCCAGCGUGAUUUUGAAGCCCGCACUCCUCUUUACACAUUUGAAGGAUUCACGCUUUCCAGUGUCAGUGAGGCGCUCUUCCGUAAUGCGAAGAUUGCUCCCAAGGCAGGAGUGCAACUCGCUAUUCAGCUGGCAAGCCAACGCUUCUUUGGCUACCAUCCUUCCUCUGUUGAAACUGUCUCCCUCACCCACUAUCAUCACGGACGUUCAGCAGUUACGCAAACUCUGUGGCCCGCAGUCGUAGAUUUCUGCAGUUUCUACACUGACCACAAUGCUACUGAGGACCAGCACCGAGAACUUUUCAUCGCGGCAGCAGCGACAUUAACAAACAGACUGGCGCGAGCUUUCCAAAGCGGGGCUUUCUUCAGAUACAUGCUGGCGUUGCAGGGGCUCUUGGAGGAUGGAGACGAAGUGCCGUCGUUGUUUAGCGAUGAUGUGUACAAACGCAGUCAAAGACCCAUCCUGACAACAGACUGUCUCGAUACAGAUGUGUUUGAGUCGGGUAUUGUACUGGAACCACCAGGCAGCAUCUGGAUUCACUAUCAGGUGCUGAAAGAGAGUGUCGUCUUUUCGAUUUGGGGCCACGAUGCUGACCUGACCGAGUUCAGAAGGCAGCUAGAUAUUGCAAUCAUGGAUAUUAAGACCUUGCUCAGAGAGUAG